Messenger RNA from Salvia hispanica, 2290 nucleotides. Lineage: Eukaryota; Viridiplantae; Streptophyta; Magnoliopsida; Lamiales; Lamiaceae. The record is from RefSeq and is a predicted model, not a curated record.
UUUUUAUUCACUUUCUAUUAAAUUUUUUAAAAUUCAUGUCAAGUCAAAGUGUGACGUUUAAUAAUAGAGAGAGUAUGACUUUGGUUAAAUUUUAAUUGUCUUAUACUCCUUAGAAAAGCAUUUGGAAAAACUAGGAAUGUUGGGAUUUUUUUUUGCAAUUAUCUCGUGAUGAAGUAUAUAUAUUGUAUUAUUGAGGGUUUUCAACAGUUUGUUUUUCAUAAAGAGUCGACAAACGACGUCAUUCAACUCAUGUCCACAUAUUGCAUAAAAAAAACAAAUCCAAACUUUAUGAAUUUGAGGCACAAGGCUGAGUAAAUUUCAAUUUUAUUUUUAUCACUACAUUUCUCAUUCUCCAAAUCGCCGCAAAUGAUUGAAAGCCAAGUCAAGAAUUACAUCGCGCGCCUAAUCCACUGUUGCAAGAACUUCAGACACCUCAAUCAAAUCCAUUCACAUAUCAUAGCAUCGCCACAUUUAUCCACAGAUGAUCGAUCUUUCCUCAUCUCUCGCCUCUUCUUCUACCUCUGCACAGCCUCCCACUCCCUCCAAUACGCCAACAAGCUUUUCAAUUUCUUCGAAAAACCGAGUCUUUACAUAUACAACGCGAUGAUCAGAGCCAAUGCUACGAACAUAAAGGAACCCACAUCGCGUGAGUGCUUAGCUUUGUAUAAAGAGAUGAUGGCCAGCGGUGUGGUGCCUGAUUGCAUAACACUGCCCUUUCUGCUAAAGGAAUGCUCGAAAAGAUUUGACGGCCCCACGGGCCGGGCUGUGCACGUGCACAUUGUCAAGUUUGGGUAUGAAGGGGAUGUCUACGUGCAGAAUGCUCUGAUAAAUACCUACUCGGAGUGUGGAGGUUUGGAGGAUGCGAGGAAGGUGUUCGAUGGAAUGCCUAAUAGAGAUGUGGUUUCGUGGAAUUCGAUGAUCGUUGGGUGUUUGAGGAAUGGGGAGGUUGAUUCGGCUUUGGAGUUGUUCAAGGGAAUGGAGGAGAGGAAAAACAUCAUCACUUGGAACUCGGUCAUCACGGGUUUGGCUCAAGGCGGGCGGGCGAAGGAGGCUUUAGACGUUUUUCAUGAAAUGCAGAACUCGGAAAAUGUGGUCCGCCCGGAUAAAAUAACUGUGGCAAGUGCACUCUCGGCGUGUGCUUCUCUUGGCGCCAUUGAUCACGGAAAGUGGGUGCAUAGUUACUUGGAGAGAAGUGGGAUUGAAUGUGAUAUGGUGAUUGGGACAGCCUUGGUAGACAUGUAUGGGAAAUGUGGUUAUGUGAACAGAGCACUGGAGGUAUUCAACGGGAUGCGUGGAAAGGAUUUCUUAGCAUGGACGGCCAUGAUUUCAGUUCUAGCGCUUAACGGCUAUGGAGAAGAGGCUUUUGAGGUAUUCGAAGAGAUGGUAGCAGCUGGAGUGAGGCCAAACGCUGUGACAUUCGUUGGUUUGUUGUCUGCCUGUGCUCACUCCGGCCUUGUACAGAAAGGCCGUCAGUGCUUUGAUUCAAUGAAGCGCGAUUACCACAUAGAGCCGCAAGUUGAGCACUACGCUUGCAUGAUUGACAUACUUGGUCGAGCCGGGCUUUUCACUGAGGCACAAGAUGUUAUAAACAGCAUGCCAAUGAGGCCAGAUGCUUUUGUUUGGGGUGCUCUACUUGGAGCUUGUCAACUCCAUGGAAACGUUCGCCUAGGCGAAAAAGUAGCAAUGCUCUUGAUUGAGUUGGAGCCUCAGAACCAUGCUUACUACAUCAUUUUGUGUGAUUUAUACGCGAAGGCCGGUAGAUUUGAUGAUCAGAAAAGGAUUAGAUCAAUGAUGAAAGGACUGAAUGUGAGGAAGACUGUUCCUGGCUCCAGCAUGGUUGAAGUUGAUGGUGUUGUGUGUGAGUUCUCAAUUAAAGGAUCACCUGAGAUGCCAAUCUCGAACUUGCAAAGCGUGGUGGUUCUCUUAAGCAGCGAGAUGAGUAGAGAAGGUGAUGUAUGGUUGUCUCAAGAUCCUAGUUUUCCAUCCGAGGACAUUCUUCAUCGUUAACAUACAAAUGCAUGACUUGUUGAAGAUAAAGUUUGUCGAGAAGUUCAUUCUGAGGAAGAUCCACAUACUAUCUUAGCUCCAGCUCAGUCUAUUGUGAUUGAAUGAUUCUCGGCUGGAUAGAUGACAUGGAGUGUGCUGCAUAAUGCUUUGGAGCUGUUUGUCACGAUUCAUGGCCGUUAUACCACUUACCCACUUCAUGUAUCAGAUUGUUUACGGCAUAGCUAGACGUGUUCCAGACUCUGUAUAUAUCUCUCUGUUAAUUCAAUCAAAUUAUCUCUAUCAA